CUGUUGGUAACUUCUGCCAGACAAAACCAGUAGUUAUUCAUUUGAAUUUGUCUGAAGAUGACAUGCAGAGGAUCCGUUGUCAUGUCAAUGAGCUCUCACAAAUCAGGAUGGAUUCAGACUUCCGGACAGUGUUCAUGUUCCAGGAAGUGCCAUGUUCUCGCUUCAGCAGUGAGUUCAAUGAGCGAAAGCCCAGGAUGCUGGAGUUCCUAGAUGUCCUAGAGGAGUGUGCUGUUCAGCUCGACAGGAUGAGUAAAGGAGCAAAGAUUGCCAGAGUGGCCAGCAGCACAGUGGGGGCUGUUGGAAGUGUGCUUUCUAUUGUUGGUUUAGCGUUAAUUCCUGUAACAGCAGGAGCAUCUCUAGCUCUGACUAUGACAGGGUUAGGACUGGGAAUUGCCCAUGGUCUCAACAGCGCUGUCAUUAUGGCCACAAAGAUUGGAGUAAAACGUAAACAACAAAAGAAAGCUGAAGAAGUCUUCAAGAGCUUCAUGAAGGAUGUUCAGAGUCUUCAGGAUUGUCUGAAGGAGGUGACCAGUCAAUCAGUCAUUAACAUGGGAGCAAAUAAAUUAGAUGUGGCUCUGGGAGUAGUCAGCAUUCUCACAAAUAUUGGUUUUAUUGUAAAAAAUAUUGAAAGCAUUGUUGAAAGUGCAGCAUCAGAUGUGCCCCAGGUGGCUGCUUUAAUAGGAGAGGCAGCAGCCAAUGCUGGGUCCAUUGCAGUCAGUGCUGUUUCCCUAGCCAUCAACAUCUUGUCCAUCUGUAAAAAUGGCCGGAAUCUGGCUAAAGAUGCAAAAAGUGAAGCUGCACAGUCGAUCAGGGCCACAGCUGAACUUUGCCGCUCAGAGAUGGACUCACUGGAGAAGAUUUGCCAAUCCUUGCAUCAAGGCCUGCCAACAUCAGAAAAAAACAAAGCUAUCCUGGAUAGGCCGUUUUAUCCAGAGAAGGUGAUCAAAGAAGAAAGAGACACAGAGUCAACAGCACAUUAUGUGGAAGACACAGAACCAGCUCCAGUGGAAGAUGAACUCGAACCAGCUCCAGUGGAGGAUAAACAAAAACCAGCUCCAGUGGAAGAUGAACUCGAUCCAGCUCCAGUGGAGGAUAAACAAAAACCAGCUCCAGAGGAGGAUAAACAAAAACCAGCUCCAGAGGAGGAUAAACAAAAACCAGCUCCAGAGGAAGAUGAACUCGAACCUGCUCCAGUGGAGGAUAAACAAAAACCAGCUCCAGUGGAAGAUGAACUCGAACCAGCUCCAGAGGAGGAUAAACAAAAACCAGCUCCAGUGGAGGAUAAACAAAAACCAGCUCCAGAGGAAGAUGAACUCGAACCAGCUCCAGUGGAGGAUAAACAAAAACCAGCUCCAGUGGAAGAUGAACUAGAACCGGCUCCAGUGGAGGAUAAACAAAAACCAGCUCCAGUGGAGGAUAAACAAAAACCAGCUCCAGUGGAAGAUGAACUCGAACCAGCUCCAGUGGAGGAUAAACAAAAACCAGCUCCAGUGAUAGAUGAACUAGAACCGGCUCCAGUGGAGGAUAAAGGACAUGUGCAUCACAAAAGGUGGAUUAUGAAGUUAUGUUCUGUCUUCAUUAACCUUUUAAACCCUGCUGGACCUGGUGGUGGGCCCAUCAUUACAAGCUACAGAUUGUAAUUUUUUGGAGACGCAGCCACAACUCUUUUCAACAAAUACUGCUUUAGAAAUCCAGGUUAUCAACAUGUUUGCUAAAAAUGUACUGCUGACUUAAAUGCAUGGGUGAUGGGAGGUGGAUGUGUGUGUUGAUAGGAAGUGGAACAUGCAUGCAAACCUAAAUAUUCCAAAAUGUUGAAUGACACAUUUCUUGAGUUUCUAUGAGAUGCAAAACUAAAAAACUUGUUUGAUGCUUCAUCAUUUUUGUCUAAACUGAACAUAUGA
Messenger RNA from Lates calcarifer (barramundi perch), 1901 nucleotides. Its product is annotated as apolipoprotein L5. Gene Ontology annotation, molecular function: lipid binding. The record is from RefSeq and is a predicted model, not a curated record. The transcript is spliced from 2 exons. NCBI's taxonomy places the organism in Eukaryota, Metazoa, Chordata, Actinopteri, Centropomidae. Gene Ontology annotation, biological process: lipoprotein metabolic process; lipid transport. The coding region runs from base 63 to 1640 and encodes 525 amino acids. Gene Ontology annotation, cellular component: extracellular region; membrane.